This is a messenger RNA of Oncorhynchus nerka (sockeye salmon), 1083 nucleotides long. RefSeq names its product zinc finger protein 239-like. The coding region runs from base 1 to 1083 and encodes 360 amino acids. NCBI's taxonomy places the organism in Eukaryota, Metazoa, Chordata, Actinopteri, Salmoniformes, Salmonidae. The transcript is spliced from 2 exons. The record is from RefSeq and is a predicted model, not a curated record.
AUGUGUGACUGCAAGGACAGUUUACAUAUUGACAGGCAACUGCGUCAGAGAACGUUGGAGAAAUGGAAGAAAAUUGCCCCAGUCUCUGAUAAUUAUGAUGGUGGUGUUGAUGAUGGUGAUGAUUAUGAUGAUGGUGACGAUGAUGCCUGUGACAACAGUUCUAAAACCAGAGACAAGCCCUACCACUGCUUAGACUGUGCACAACUAAGAAGUCACAUGAAAGUGCAUGCCGGGGAAAAGCCUCACCUCUGCACCGACUGUGGGAAACUAUUCCAGUCGUUACACGCGUUUGAAAGACACCAGCAGAAACAUGCUAGAAAGAUGCUUCACCAAUGCUCAGACUGUGGUAAAGGUUUUACCAGAGCCUAUCACUUGAGAAGACACCAGCAUACACAUAAAGAGAAGUCUAAUCACUGCUCUGAUUGUGGUAAGAGCUUCACUCGAUUGGAACAUCUAAAAAGACACCAGCGGAAACACAAGGAAAAGACACGUUACCACUGCUCUAUGUGUGAGGAGAAGUUCUCUACACAGGCAAUGUUAAAUAGUCACCUGCAGGUACAUGUUGGAGAGCUACCUCACCAUUGCUCUGACUGUGGAAAGGCGUUCUCAGACAAAAGACAAUUUGACAUCCACCAGAAAAGACAUCAGCGAAAAACUGUAAAAAAGACGUCUUACCUUUGCAGUGACUGUGGAAUGACUUUCAGCAAGCCAAGCACAUUUAAGGUGCACCAGAGAUCUCACACAGGAGAAAAACCAUACAGCUGCUCAGAGUGUGGGAAGAGUUUUGUCCAGUCCACCACACUCGGGAUCCACCUCCAGUGGCACGCUGGGGCGAGGGCCAGCUACUCCUGCCCUGUCUGUGGGAAGACUUUCUCUCGCUCUAACAGUGUGAAGAGACAUCAGAUGGUUCACACAGGAGAGAGACCUCAUGAGUGUCCCUGCUGUGGGAAACGCUGCUUCCGACGGAGUAUUCUGAUCAUACAUGUGAGGAGUCACACUGGAGAUAAACCAUAUGUUUGUUCUGAGUGUGGGAAGAGGUUCUCCCAAGAUGGCGACCGGAAACGACACCACCCUGACCUCUGA